Tarenaya hassleriana is the source of this 2840-nucleotide messenger RNA. RefSeq lists its product as uncharacterized. The record is from RefSeq and is a predicted model, not a curated record. Gene Ontology annotation, molecular function: methyltransferase activity; oxidoreductase activity. The transcript is spliced from 24 exons. Lineage: Eukaryota; Viridiplantae; Streptophyta; Magnoliopsida; Brassicales; Cleomaceae. Bases 86 to 2692 code for a protein of 868 amino acids.
AUAUAUCACAUAACUAAGUGGAGAUGAUUUUUCAUCGGUCCAAUCUUCAUUUCUGAUAAAACUUUUAGAACAAAACAUAUCGAAGAUGAGAGUUGCGGUUAUUGGAGGAGGGAUAAGCGGAUUGGGAGCUGCGCAUGUUCUUGCAAGAGAUGGAGUCGAAGUGGUGUUGUACGAGAAAGAGGAAAACUUGGGAGGCCAUGCUAGAACGGUGCGUUUCGAUGGUGUUGACGUGGACAUCGGCUUCAUGGUCUUCAAUCGCGUAACGUACCCCAACAUGAUGGAGUUCUUCGAGGAUCUUGGAGUGGACUUGGAGGUUUCAGACGCGUCUUUCUCAGUGAGCCUUGACAGUGGGAGAGGAAUUGAAUGGGGAAGCCGAAACGGCCUCUCGAGCUUGUUUGCUCAGAAGAGUAACGUUUUCAAUCCCCAUUUCUGGCAAAUGAUCAGAGAAAUGGUAAAGUUUAAGGAUGAUGUUUUGAGAUACAUUGAAGAACUAGAGAGUAACCCUAAUCUUGAUCGUACCGAGACGUUGGGCCAAUUCCUCAAGUCUCAUGGCUAUUCCGAGUUGUUUCAGAAAGCUUAUGUGGUACCGCUAUGUUGUUCGAUAUGGUCAUGCCCUUAUGAUCGUGUCUUGAGCUCCUCGGCUUUCACUGUUCUUUAUUUCUGUCGCGACCAUCACUUGCUUCAGCUAUUUGGAAGGCCACAGUUGCUUACCGUUGCAGGGCAUUCGCAUACUUAUGUGGCGAAGGUUAGGACAGAACUGCAAAAACGAGGAUGCAAAAUCAGAACAAGUCGUGAAGUACAAUCGGUUACUACUACUGAUAAUGGUGUCACUGUAAGGAAUGAAGAUGGGUCGGAGGAAGUAUUUGAUCGAUGUAUAUUGGCAAUGCACGCCCCACACGCUCUGAGGUUGCUUGGGGAACAAGCAACAUUCGAUGAAAGGAGGGUUCUUGGUGCUUUUCAAUACGUCUACAGCGAUAUAUAUCUCCACCGUGACACAGAUUUUAUGCCCCGGAACCCAACAGCAUGGAGCGCGUGGAAUUUUCUCGGGACCACAGAAAACAAAGUAUGCGUAACGUACUGGCUCAAUACAAUACAGAAUCUUGGAGAGAAGAGCGAACCGUUCUUCGUGACACUGAAUCCCGAUUAUAACCCGAAGAAGACGUUGCUCAAAUGGACCACUGGUCACCCGAUUCCUUCUGUUGCCGCCUUGACUGCUUCACGAGAGCUUUCCAAGGUUCAAGGAAAACGUGGGCUAUGGUUCUGUGGUGGAUAUCAAGGCUAUGGUUUCCAUGAAGACGGACUGAAGGCAAUGAUCAAUUUUAUAAAAACCUCUUGUAGCUUUAUCGCUCUUGUGAGCAAUCUGAAACACAUGGUCCCAUCGUUUGCUGAAGCAGCGGCUAGAGUUUUUGUCACCAGAUUCAUGGGACAAUUCAUCUCAAUGGGUUACGUUGCGCUACUAGAAGAUGGAGGAACAGUGUUUAAAUUCGGCGGAAAACAUCCAAAAUGUACUUUGAAAUCUGUUAUCAAGAUUCACAGUCCACAGUUUUACUGGAAGGUGAUGACAGAGGCAGAUUUAGGCCUCGCAGAUGCUUAUAUCAAUGGAGAUAUUUCGUUCGUUGAUAAAGACGAGGGACUUCUGAAUAUGAUCAUGAUUCUCAUAGCUAAUAGAGAUCUAAACUCAUCAAAAUCAAAUCUUGCGAAGAAAAGGGGUUGGUGGACACCGAUGUUGUUUACCGCCAGUUUAGCCUCAGCAAAGUACUUUCUAAAGCAUGUCUACCGAAAGAACACUUUAACACAAUCUUGUAGGAACGUUUCGUUUCACUACGAUUUGAGUAACGAGUUGUUUGCUUUAUUUAUGGAUGAGACGAUGCAAUACUCGUGUGCGGUGUUCAAGUCCGAUGAUGAGGAUCUGAGAACAGGACAGAUGAGAAAAAUUUCUCUUCUGAUUGACAAGGCGAGGAUUGAGAAGCACCACAAGGUUUUGGAGAUCGGAUGCGGCUGGGGAAUCUUUGCUAUAGAAGUUGUAAGAAGGACUGGAUGCAAAUAUACCGGCAUUACAUUAUCGGUCGAACAACUCAAAUAUGCUGAAGCAAAGGUUAAAGAAGCUGGGCUUCAGGAUCGGAUUACAUUUGAACUCUGCGAUUAUCGCCAACUCUCUGAUUCGCGUAAAUAUGACAGAAUUAUAGCGUGUGGGAUGAUAGAAGCGGUUGGGCAUGAGUUUAUGGAGAUAUUUUUCAACCGCUGUGAAGUUGUGCUUGCGGAAGAUGGCUUACUUGUUCUGCAAUUCAUAACAGUCCCCGAUUCACGUUACGACGAGAUCAGAUUGAGUCCGGGUUUCAUUACAGAAUAUAUCUUCCCCGGUGGAUGCCUUCCUUCUUUAACCAGGGUAACAUCUGCAAUGGCUUCUUCAUCAAGGCUAUGCAUUGAACACGUUGAAAACAUCGGAAUCCAUUACUACAAGACCUUGAGAUGUUGGAGACAAAACUUCAAGGAGAGACAAGAAGAAAUCAAGGCUAUCGGAUUCGACGAGAAAUUCAUCAGAAAGUGGGAAUAUUACUUUGACUACUGUGCGGCUGGUUUCAAGACCCUUACAGUCGGAGACUACCAGGUGGUGUUUUCUCGCCCUGGAAACACAGCUACGUUCGGAGAUCCAUACAUGAACUUCCCUUCGGCUUGCUGUUCAUGCCCUUAAACCGAAAACCAUAUGAACGUUUCGAGUUCUUUUGCAUCAAAGCAUAAGUUCUAGUCAUGUUAAUUUGACGUGGUGUUUUCUUGUCCUAGAAACACAGCUAUGUUCGGAGAUCCACACACGAACUUCCCUUGGCUCGUUGUUCUUGCCC